Zasmidium cellare ATCC 36951 is the source of this 3117-nucleotide messenger RNA. RefSeq lists its product as uncharacterized. Gene Ontology annotation, molecular function: guanyl-nucleotide exchange factor activity. The transcript is spliced from 4 exons. NCBI's taxonomy places the organism in Eukaryota, Fungi, Ascomycota, Dothideomycetes, Mycosphaerellales, Mycosphaerellaceae. The record is from RefSeq and is a predicted model, not a curated record. The coding region runs from base 1 to 3117 and encodes 1038 amino acids.
AUGGCCUAUGUCCUCUCCUUGUCACCGACCAGCCCGGCGCUGACGCCUGUCAACUGCGAGGCUGCAGCACGAUCAUGCUCAUCAGCUGCGAGUAUCGGGUCCGGAGGCACAGUGCAGCAUCAUCGUCUUCGGAGCAUAUCUACCAACUCACUCUCUUCGGCCGGCUCCUACUUCAUCCCAUCCUGGCGCAGAAGCCAUGAGCCUGCCAGCACGCCACCACGAUCGGCAUCGUCCAUGAACCUCAACUUUGGCAAGAUUCGAACCCAAUUCGACCGCCGAAGCUUCUCCGCCACCAACUCCAGACGCACCAGCCUGGCCUCGGCCAUCAGUGGGAACUGUCGACCUGAAUCAGUUGCAGUCUGUGAUCCCUGGGACUGCCGACUCGUGGACGUUGCCGAGAGCGAGGAUGAGCCUACCAGACCCAGUGAAGAUUCGGAACGCUUGGAGUCAGAACCAGAGAGCGAAGACGAUCUGGAAGCCGAGAAAACAAUACAGCUGGGAUUGGGGACAUCAGUCAUCGACCAUGCAAGUUCGGACAUGCAGGCUACAUCACCGGAUCCGCCUGCCUUCAAAAGAUGGGUCAGCCGACUACGAAGGAAGCAUGUCCAUCCAGUGGUGCCGCGAAAAGAGCGAUGGGUGCUUGACGAUUUCGACAUUGCAACCCCAUCCUCUGCGGGAAAAUCUCAACGGUCUCAUCAUCGUAAAUCGGAGUCGCAAAGUUCGUCUCUGAGGUUUGUCACAGCUGUCAGGUCAGCCACCGCGACACUCGCAAGCGCCAGCAUCGCAACACUUUCCCGCCGAACGACAAAGUGGCGUCGCGGGCAGCAACGUAGCAGUCUGAUCUCUGAACGAGACGCCCGCCCGUCCAUCGACAGUGUGAGAUCCGUAAUCGACGAGGCCGCUAAGCAGCGCUCGAGGAAGAGACGAGAGAAGGUCGAGGAGCUGAUUAGGACCGAGGAGAACUAUGUGGCAGAUGUCAAAGCACUCUCGAAUGCGUACUUCACGAUCCUCGACCACCAGCCUACCUCUUCCAGCUUCGCGCGGCCGUGUGCGCAAAAGAUCAUUGCAGAUAUCCUCGACCUGCACGACAAGAUCCUAGGCGAUCUAUACAACGCUGUUCCCUUCUCAGAGUACGACCAGUGCACAGCGAAAAUCUCCGCACCAGGAAGAGCCCAUACGAGGUGGCACUCAGUUGAUGUCGUGCCGCAAAGACCUACGCCAAAGAGGGUUGUUCUCUCCACCAUCAGACAAGGGAGACGUUCGCUGAACAUCAGUCGUUCCUCUGAGGAUGACCAUGCGAUGUUACGGUGCAGUCCGCAGAUCGUCGCUGCGGUCGCUAAAGUAUUUGCAAACCACACUGGCCGCUUCAAGGCUUAUGAAGGAUACGGUGCCAACUACGAUCUUGUUCAGCGCGACAUCGACGAGACCCAGAGGCAUAUCUCCAUCUGGGCGGACUUCGACAAAGCUAUCGAAGCGCUGUCACUGCAUGUGAACCCGACUCGCAGCCAAGAGGCGAACAGGAAGAAGGCCAUGACUGUCAAAGAUCUGCUGAUCAAGCCAAUUCAGCGUCUUCCAAGAUAUGAGCUGCUCUUCAACGAUUUGAGCAAGCUCACACCAGUCUACGAUGACCCCGAAUCUCAUACCACGAUCGAGGACCUCCGUGUCCAGCUCAGCGAGAUUUGCCAACGCACGAACGAGGCAAAAGAGAAUCCGACAAAGCUGAGAACGCUCGAGACAACGUGCUUGAUCGGAGAUAGACUGAGCUUUUCUGGCCAGGUGCCCAAAUCCGUCUUCCUGCAGUUGCUGGGCCAGGUCGAUCUGUGUGGAUGCUUGUACAUCGCAUACCGCACACGAGAUCGCAUCAAGGGCUGCUACGCAAUAUGCCUGCUUUUUGACUCGUAUCUGCUGCUCGCUGCCGCCGAGGAAGACCAACCAAAGUACAAGAUCUUGGCAGGAAUUGCUUUGGCGAAUGCAACCGUUGAAGAGAGCGAUAACUUGAAAGGCCUGCAAUGCCACACGGCACCACACUCUUGGAAGCUUGUCUUCGAGCACGCUGCUCGCAUGUACGAGGUCAUUUGCGUUGCUUGCUCCGCAACUGAGGCCGACGCUUGGCGGUCGCAUAUCGCAGAAAAGAUCGAGACUCAGGCUGCAGCAGUCAUGGCAGCCAAAGCCAGCGUUUUCGAAUUAUCGUCGCCAAUGACUUCGGAAAUGAGAAGCAUCGGCAAGGCGUUUGGAAAGCCUGGCAGCUUCGUUCGUCGCAUGUCGGUUCAUCGCGCGGCCACGAUCGGUCCAACGACUGACCUGAAUCAAGUCAUCAUCAAAAACACGCAGUCGAUGAAGGAGAUGCAAGAGAAUGAAUCACAGGUGUCACUAAAAAUCCCUCGCUCGCAGUCAGUGGCAACACCAAGCCAUGUGCAGACACUCGCGCCUCGCCGUGCAGAACGACAUCGGCUCGAAAGCAUCUUGUCGGAUGUCUGGACGAAGAAUACCCUCCCAUAUCCUGGCAUGGUCCGUCGAUCUGAUCCCAUCCGUGCUUCUGCAAACCACGUCAUCCGAAAGUUCAGCAUGGCAAGCAUUACCAGCAACUUUUCGUCGUCGAAACGCACGCCGAGUUAUGCCAGCAUCGCUUCGUCCCGCAAAGAGGAUAUGCCGCCAUCGAGGAGGGAUCCGCGCCGUGAGAGCAGAUCUGGAAACAUGACGAGACCACCAGUCGUCGACUUCCACAACGCUCCUGAUGCCUUUCUACCAGCGGACUUUGACCUCCAGGACCAAGCAGCCAAGCGCAAGAAGUCGGCUCUUCGAACAUUCACCAUGACGAUGGAGCGGCCGUUCAGUCCGUUGCUGGGCAAUGAUAACAAGCCAUCAGGAUUGCGCCGGGCACAGAGUGUUCGUGACCUUUCCGACGGAGGCGCAGCACCGCAGUCCAAGCCCACUCCCUCUCCAAUUCCGACAUCUCAGGAGACGAAGCCGCAGAGACCAGUCUAUAGUGUGAUCCAGGAACGACCGAAGACACCAGCUUCUUUUCAAGCUACGAACGAAACAGCUACGAGAGAUGAGAAUACCGCCAAGGAGCCCAGCAAGUCGAAGAGCCGGAAGUUGUUGAGGUUGUUUGGAUAA